CAAGGGCGGUGCGGUAGGGACAGGGGCGUCCCCGAGGUCGGCAGGGACAGACCCGGCGGCCCCGCCCCACCCCGCCUCCGCCCAAGGCUAUAAGACUGCGCGGCUGGCGGGUGGUGGCGCAGGCCAGGAGCGGGCGCCGGCUGUGCAGAGAGCCAGGCCCUGACACCCCAGCAGACAGCGGCGAAGGAAGCAGCCACCAGGUCCAGGAACGUGGGCGCUGUCCAGAGCCAGCACGUCGCGGGAGCUCCGCCACGCGCGCCGCCCCAUGAAGCCGCCCUCCGCGCAGGGCAGCCCGGCGGCCGCCGCCGCCGCAGCCCCAGCCUUGGAUUCUGCUGCGGCUGCAGACCUGACCGAUGCUCUAUGCGAGUUUGACGCGGUGCUGGCGGACUUCGCGUCGCCGUUCCACGAGCGCCACUUCCACUACGAGGAACACCUGGAGCGCAUGAAGAGGCGCAGCAGUGCCAGCGUCAGUGACAGCAGCGGCUUCAGCGACUCAGAGAGUGCAGAUUCACUGUACAGGAGCAGCUUCAGCUUCAGUGAUGAAAAGCUGAAUUCUCCCACUGACUCUGCCCCAGCUCUGCUCUCUCCCACGGUCACACCCAGGAAAGCCAAAUUAGGAGACACAAAAGAGCUAGAAGACUUCAUUGCUGAUCUUGACAGAACAUUAGCAAGUAUGUGAAGCAAGGAGUUUGGGGUCUUUGAAUCACAAGAAUGAAACUCCAGAAGCCUUUUGAGGACCUGGCAAAAUCAGCUACUAGAAUCUGCUGUGGGAAGGGACAGGGCUGAGCUCACCUGCCCUCAGGCCAUUCUCAGUUUUUCCUAACAUUAGCUGUUGGGCCCAUCUCUGGGCAGUUUAGACAGUGGAACUGAUUUUGUUUACCUGCCUGCAGCAUAUUACAACAGAUGAUCUAUGCUAAUGUACUUUUCCUCUUAAAACCUAGCUCUCCUGUAAUUUAAAGUGCUUUUAUGAAAAUACUUGUAAUUAAUUAUAUAUAGUUGAAAAUAGUAAUAUGCUUUCCCCAUUAUAAUAUAUUUUUGUAUACAAAUAAAAUUUGAACCGGAGUCUGUA
Molecule: messenger RNA, 1069 nt
Organism: Nannospalax galili (Upper Galilee mountains blind mole rat)
Lineage: Eukaryota; Metazoa; Chordata; Mammalia; Rodentia; Spalacidae
Gene: Rgcc
Product: regulator of cell cycle
Exons: 5
Coding region: 266-679 (137 amino acids)
Biological process (GO): regulation of cell cycle
Cellular component (GO): cytoplasm
Molecular function (GO): protein kinase binding; protein kinase activator activity
Source: RefSeq, a predicted model, not a curated record